Messenger RNA from Schistocerca cancellata (South American locust), 4209 nucleotides. Its product is annotated as gamma-tubulin complex component 2-like. The record is from RefSeq and is a predicted model, not a curated record. NCBI's taxonomy places the organism in Eukaryota, Metazoa, Arthropoda, Insecta, Orthoptera, Acrididae. Gene Ontology annotation, biological process: microtubule nucleation; spindle assembly; meiotic cell cycle. The transcript is spliced from 16 exons. Gene Ontology annotation, molecular function: gamma-tubulin binding; microtubule minus-end binding. Gene Ontology annotation, cellular component: equatorial microtubule organizing center; gamma-tubulin small complex; centrosome. The coding region runs from base 102 to 2711 and encodes 869 amino acids.
UUUACUUCUCGAAUACCGCAGUGUUUUGCCGCGAGCGUCAAAUGGCUGUCAAGUACGAUGUGUGUUGUUUGGAAAGAUGAUUUUGCUUUUAAAAUAAUAAAAUGAGUGAAUUUAAAGUGCAUAGAUUGAUGAAAGAUCUAGUUACCUUGACCAGGUCCCCAGAGUUGCCAGAGGUACUUAUUGAACGGCUACAGCAAACAGAAUCAAGACAUGUGAAUCCAGGUCAGACUGCAGCAGUACAAACUAGUUUACGACAACUUUGUAGAGAUAACCCCACUGAAGAACUAUUCACCGCGAAGUAUAAUGAACUGAAGACGAAGAAUGCAGAUUGCCUUGUGCCAUAUGUCCAGUUACUAUCGUUAAUAUCUGAUGAUAAAGAUGUGAAAGAAUAUCUUGAGAGAAGGCUACGAAGAGCCCAAGAAAGAAGUAGAAGGCAUGGCUCUUCAAAUACAAAUGUAUCUGCAACUGUUACAACAGACGAUUUGCCACAGAUCCGGAAUCGUCUCAUGAAAGAACUGGUAAGAGGAUCUAAUGAGGGAAAAGCAGCUGCGAAAGCUCAAAGUGAUGCCCAGGCAAAAGUACGACACCCAACAUAUCAUGUACCUGUGAUGAUUGACUGCAAGGCAAAGAGACCAAAUAUGAAUAUGGAUUUUGUUACUGAUACGGGUCCAUCAUCUUUAGUUGGAGCUUUAGGUGUUAUACCUGCUGUUUCACAGGAGAGUAUAUUGAUACAAGAUAUUCUGUGUGUGCUACAAGGUCUUGAAGGUGUCUGUAUUAAACCUGACAAACUAGAGAGCCCAUAUGCCACUAGGACAUUUGGCAUUACUCCAAGUGUGGAUUCUUCUUUAAGCCAACUUGCUAAAAAAUUUUUUCCACUGGCAUCACACUAUUCAAUUAUUGCGCGCUUCAUAGAAGAAAAGAGGCAGUUUGAAUGUGGUCAGGUGAAUCACGCUUUGGUAGCAGCAGUAGACAGUCUAAUCAAAGAAUACUUGGUAUCAAUAUCACAGCUAGAGGCAUACAAUCAUCGUGGCUCACUCAACUUACAGGAACUUUGGUUUUAUAUUCAACACUGGCAGCGCACCCUUGAGGUUCUUGCUGAUAUUGCUACUUUUAUAUGCAGGUCAGAUGCCAAAGGAGGAAAAGUUUUAACCCUAUUGCAUGAGCUGACAUCUAGUUUUAAUGGUGACAUUCGGAGACAAGAGAUGUGUUUGCAUUUAACACAGUCUGCGUGUGGACCCUACAUUGAGAUACUGGAAAAGUGGAUCUACAAAGGCGUCAUCUCUGAUCCAUACCGGGAGUUUCUGGUGGAAGAUAAUGAAGUCAUUCAAAAAGAAGAACUUCCGUUGGAUUAUUCAGCUGAUUACUGGGAAAAAAGAUACACAGUUCGUAGGGAAAGGAUUCCUGCAUUUCUUGAAAAUAUCUCUGAUGUUAUCUUACGAACUGGCAAAUACUUAAAUGUGAUAAGACAGUGUGGCAAGAGUAUUAAGUCCCCCCAGGCUGAGGAGAUCAAGUACACAAUUAAAGAAAGAAAGUAUGUAGAAGUUAUUGAAAGAGCUUACUUGUUUGCAAGUAAGACUUUGCUGCAACUUCUAAUGGAAGAAAAUGAUCUGAUGGGCAGGCUACGGUCAGUUAAGCACUAUUUCCUUCUCGAUCAGGGGGACUUCAUUGCUCAAUUUAUGGAGGUCUGUGAGCAGGAACUAUCAAAAAAUAUUGAUGACAUAGUACCUACACGACUUGAAUCACUGCUGGAACUUGUCCUGCGGACAUCAACAGCUAAUGUAGAUCCAUACAAGGAUGAUAUGCGCACUGAACUGCUACCAUAUGAUCUCAUUUCACAGAUGUUUAAAAUACUCAGCAUUGAAACUGAUGAAGAGAAAGAAUACCGAGUUGCACUGCAUAAUGUACAUCUGUCUGGAAUUGAAGCAUUCUCAUUUGGUUAUGAUGUAAAGUGGCCUGUGUCACUGGUACUCAAUAGGAAGGCUAUAGCUUGUUACCAGAUGCUGUUUCGCCACCUUUUCUAUUGUAAACACAUUGAGAAAUUGCUUUGCAGGGUUUGGAAGAAAAACAAAAUGGCUAAGCUGUUUUCCAAUAAAGCCCUGAUUAUGUACACUCCAGCAUUCGCCCUUCGAAUGAGAAUGCUUGAUUAUGUACAGAAUCUUGAGUACUACAUGAUGGUUGAAGUAAUUGAACCAAAUUGGGUAAACUUUCUCUCAAACAUCAGCAAGGUCAACAAUGUGGAUGAGGUUCUGGUUUGUCACUCGGACUUCCUGGACAUUUGCCUCAAGGACUGCAUGCUGACUAAUCCAAAGCUCUUGCGAACAGUGUACAAGUUGCUCGAUGUGUGUAUGUCAUUUCACGACUUCAUGGAGAAUAUGGGUCGAUACUACAUGGAGGCGGAGCUGACUUCGAUGAUCGGGUCUGAUGGGAGCUCUGACUCACUUUGUGAGUCCUUGGACAUUCCAACAAAUGAUUCAACAGUUGGUGAGAGUGAAAGUUUUGAGCAGAAUGUGGCAAAGUUCAACCUAAAAUUCACCAGUCUCUUUUCUGGACUGCUGGAUGGUAUUCGUGAGCUUCCUCGUGACAACAACAAUGAAAAACUCAUCAAUCUGAUGUACAGGCUUGAUUUUAAUGGUUCCUACAGUGACCAGCUAAAUAUAUUUGGUUUGAGUAACUCGUCACAUAAACUCAAAGAAGGUGAGACAUCGGGAUGAAAUAUAGUCACCUGAUUCAAGAAUGAUGUUUUUUCCCAGUGCUGAGUCUGUAACCUGUCAGUUAGUAAGACUUUACUUACAACAAAUUAAUUAACCUCUGUGUAGUAUUGUCAUUAGGAUUUUAUACAAAUUACAAUUAUAAAUGAGAUAGUUAAAAUAUAAUUUUAAUCAUUUAUGUUCUUUGUUUCAAGAUAGCAAUAGAGCAAGUUUGAAAGUAGAUUUGAAAAUAAAAUGUUAAAUGUAAUAUUAAAAUAAUGUUUGAUAAGCAGGUCACAAAGAAAAUGGUACAAACAGUGAAGUCAAAAGAAGCAGUUUGUGAGUGUUUUGUGUUUAGGUCUGGACAGCAGUAGAAAUAAACAGAAGAGUGCUUUUAGUAUCUCAGUAGAAUUUUCAAGACUAAGCUUCCAAUGUGCCAGAAAGUGUUAGUUUCUAUAAGUAUGUAUUACCAGUUAUGAAUUAACAGCAGUGAUACAAGGAAUUUUAAUACGAAACACAUCCAAAUACUACGGGUCACUCAAGAAGCAAAGAAGAGGUGUAAGUUGGUAAUUACUAAGAGUGAUAGGUAAAGAAACAAAUGAAACUGAUAGAGCAGUAGAUAAAAGCAGGGUGCAGCAGAAUGGUAGGAAGAGUAUUUUAUGUGAAUCAGAAAUAAAGUCAGACAGAAAAGAAGUCUUGCUCCUUGGUAGCAUUCAUGAGAAGGGUGUAGUCCAAGCAACAAGAAGGUUGGGUUCAGGGUUCCAGAUCAAAAUUUAUGUGAAAUCUAAUGUGUGCUAUGGCCAAGUCAUUAAAGGACCAUAAAGCAUUAAAAAUAAAUUUGAUUGAGGAGGAUCAGGUAUGGACAGCUGGGAGCAGGCAGCAACUUAGCCAGGAAUGUGAGGUACAGUGUCAGAAGUAACAUGAACACACUAGGAGCAGCAAGUGUGAACACAAAUGUAGUUCUGUAUAGGUUCUUUAGUGGAAAGAUCAGCCUUUUCUUAACAAAGCUGUUCAGCAAGUUAUUGGGAAUUGAUAGGGUUACUGCAUUCUUCAGACAGUGCUUGUGUUGUAGCUGUUGAAGUUGAUAAGGUGAAAAUACGUGAAGCAUGGCCUGCUUGCUUAGUUGGAAAUGGAAAGAUGGGUCAACAGAUUUGUUAGUCAAAAGAAUUGGGGGAAGGGCGAAAGUUCUGUAAUAACUUUUAAGAGAAGUUAACCUCUAUAUCUAGACAGGCAGUACUUCAAGAUAUUAAAAUAACUGAAAUUCCAAAUAAUGCAGAAAUAGUGAAAUUGUAUAGUACUUCAGUAUUGUGCACCAGAAUAUUAGAGGCCUAAAAUAACAUUUGAUAAUCUAUGUGAAGUAGGAAGUGGGAAUUUAGUUGUAUUUACCGGUCUGACCAGUAUGUAAAUACAGGAAUAUUGUUGUUGAUUUGUCUUCAAUCCAAAGACUUGCUUGGUGCAGCUCUCUGAGCAAAAUAGAAUAAAAAUGAUCAAUGUUAUUCACAAAGUAUUCCUAUUGCAGCAG